AUGGCUCUGCGCAUAUCAACAAAAAGAUUUGCGGUUACUCUAAAAGCCGCGAAUGGCCUGUCAACUCCCCGCGCUACCUUGGUCUUUACGAGGAAUGGCUCAACAACAAGUCUCCCAGACGAUGCUAGGAAUAGGAUACAACGAGAGGCAUCACUAUCCAAUCCCGAUCCCCCAGCAGACUCUGCCACAGCAAGUCUUGUUAACGGCCAUGCCCCGUACAUGGUCAAGACCUAUAUCCGACCGCCACCUAUGUUUGUUAAAGGGGAGGGGUCCUAUCUGUGGGACGUGGAAAACAGGAAAUACUUGGAUUUCACCGCUGGAAUCGCAGUCAAUGGCUUGGGACACUGCGAUCCAGAAAUGCACCGGAUUAUUUGCGACCAGUCUAAAACCCUAAUACAUACAUCGAAUCUCUACUACAACCCCUGGACCGGUGCCCUCUCCGAACUCCUCAUCCAAAAGACUCUCGAAUCGGGCAGUAUGCAUAAUGCCAGCGCCGUUUUUGUCUGCAACUCUGGCUCUGAAGCCAACGAAGCAGCCAUAAAAUUUGCCCGCAAGUCAGGCAAGGUCCUCGAUCCCUCAGGAGCUAAAUACGAAUUUGUCUCGUUCAAUAACUCCUUCCACGGCCGGACCAUGGGUGCCCUAUCCGCUACGCCCAAUCCUAAAUACCAGAAGCCGUUUUCGCCUAUGGUGCCGGGCUUCAACUACGGAACAUACAAUGAUAUUGCAGGGAUCAAGAACCUGGUUACAGAAAAGACGUGCGGUGUGAUUGUCGAGCCCAUUCAAGGAGAAGGCGGUGUUAUGGUUGCGACAGAGGAAUUCCUCGUUGCGCUCGCAGCACGGUGCAGGGAAGUAGGCGCCGUGUUAAUAUACGACGAGAUCCAAUGCGGUCUUUCCCGCACUGGGAAAUUCUGGGCCCAUGCUUCACUCCCCGAAUCAGCACAUCCAGAUAUAAUCACCACUGCCAAGGGCCUUGGAAACGGUUUCCCUAUCGGAGCAACUAUCGUGAACAAUUCGGUGAGCGAGAAGAUCGUCAUCGGCGACCAUGGAACGACCUUCGGAGGGAAUCCUCUAGCUUGCAGACUUGCCCAUUAUAUCGUAUCGCGGCUGUCCGACCCUGAGCUCCAGAAAUCGGUUCUCGCGAAAGGCGAGAUCUUCAAGAAGCAUUUUGCAGUCCUACAAAAGAAAUACCCCGAAGUGAUUACAGAGGUUAGAGGCAAGGGGUUAAUUCUAGGAUUACAGCUGAAUCAAGAUCCGGCACCAAUUGUGACGGCUGCUAGAGAGAGGGGAUUGCUAGUUAUCACGGCGGGCACGAAUACAUUGCGUUUUGUGCCUAGUUUGACGAUAACUGAGGGUGAGAUUGCGGAAGGCUUAGCAGUAUUAGAUGAGGCGAUUAAGUCUGUUGUUGGUCCUUGA
Molecule: messenger RNA, 1413 nt
Organism: Venustampulla echinocandica
Lineage: Eukaryota; Fungi; Ascomycota; Leotiomycetes; Helotiales; Pleuroascaceae
Product: putative acetylornithine aminotransferase, mitochondrial
Exons: 3
Coding region: 1-1413 (470 amino acids)
Biological process (GO): arginine metabolic process
Cellular component (GO): mitochondrial matrix
Molecular function (GO): transaminase activity; pyridoxal phosphate binding; identical protein binding
Source: RefSeq, a predicted model, not a curated record